AUGAAUAGUACAAAUCGUUUAUUGAUACCAUCUAUAACUUAUACAUAUUCCAUGAUGAUUGGUUUUAUAUGUAUUGGAAUAUGUUUUAUUUGUUCAUUAUGUAUAAUUAUAAGUCGAAUAAUUUAUGAACAUGAAAAACGUGAAAGAAAAAUAACAAAUCUUCACCGUUUUAUGAUUAAUUUACCUGAAAUAGAUUUUAAUGAAUUACAAGAAAAUAUUUUCAAAGAUAAAGAUUUACCAUUAAAUUAUGGACAAAUGAUGACUAUGCUUGGUAAAAGUAUAAAAGACAUGGAUGAAUUUAAAAAACAAUUACAAAUUUUACCAAUAACAAUAGCAGAAAAAUUAGGAAAUUUUACUAAAACAGAUAAAAUUGAACAUUUACAACGUGCACUUGUUGAAAAUCAAUUUCAUUUUUAA
Molecule: messenger RNA, 417 nt
Organism: Rotaria sp. Silwood2
Lineage: Eukaryota; Metazoa; Rotifera; Eurotatoria; Philodinida; Philodinidae
Source: the annotation of a GenBank genome assembly